AUGGCCGCGGCUCCAGAUGACGAUUUUCCUCCGCUAGUUGCGCAAGAAGCUGUAGCGCCAUCCGAGCUCCCCAACCCGAAACCCGCUUGGGGAGCGCCCCGCGCAGUGUCCCUGCGCGAAUCCCUCCGCGAAUCCGCGGAAGCGGAUCAAGGCGGAUCCGGGAGCUCCGCCGUUUUUUCUCACGGAGCCAAUGUGGUCUCGAGCGGAGCUGACGUGGCAUCAGGCGGAAAACCCGCCAGCGGGUCUAGCGCGGACGCUGCCCCGCGCGGGCAGAUACCCUCCGCGUCCGGCGCCGCCGCUUCCGGAGCGGUUCAGUGUCUUGUAGUGGACGCGAAUGUUCUUAUAUCGGGGACGACCUCGUUACAGAAAUUUGCCAGCGAGGCGGAGAUUGUGACUGUACGCGAGGUGCUGGCGGAGGUUCGGGAUCGCACCGCGCGGCAGCAGCUGUCCGUGCUCCCUUUCGAUAUUAAAUGUCGAGAGCCUAGUGAAGAGGCAAUUAAAGAGGGUACGUUAAGGAGGAUAAGGGGUUUUAACCAGGUUCUCCGCUUCGCGCGCGCCACGGGUGACGUAGGCACUCUAUCCGCCGUCGAUUCCAAGCUGCUGGCGCUCGCAGUGACAGAGGAGAUCCGAUCUCACGGACGCGCGAAUCUCCGCGCCGCCCCCGCCCGCCCAGUCUUCCAGAAGAGGACAAACGUGGCGAUGCGCCAGGCGCUGCCCGGGUGGGGGGCGGAAAACGUGGCGAAUCCGGAUGAGUGGGCGGGGAUAGAUGCGGUGGCGGACGAUGGGGGGAGGGGGAAGGGGAAGGGGGUAGGUGGAUCUCGGAUUUUAGGGGUGAGGGUUUUGGGGGAGGGGGAUGAGAACGCGGAAGGUGAAGAAAAAGGGGAGGAAGGGGGGGAGGGGAAGGCGGGGGAGGAGGCGGGUGCGGGGGAGGCGGAGACUGGGGGGAACGGGGGCGCGGAGAGUGUGGAGGCGGGACUUCAGCAGAUGAACUUGGGAGGAAAUGGGGAAGCGGGGGAAGGUGGGGAAGAUGGUGCGCGGAAGGGCGGAGCAGGCGGGGAAGCGGAGCAAGCGGGGGAGAUGCCCGGGUGGGGGACAGUUGGGGGUGGAAGGGGGAGAGAGGGGGGGAGAGGGAGAGGGGGACGCAGGUGGGCGCCUCGGGAAAUAAAGCCGGUAGUAGCUGAAGAGCGGUUCGAGGGGAAGUUAGUCGUGGCUGGGGUAGACGCUUCUAAGCGAGGAGAGUCGGCUGACGUGGCGGGAGGGCAUGCUGGCUCAGCAAGGCGAGCAGCAGGAGAGGAGGGCGAGGGAGAGGAGGAAGCGGGUGAGGAGGAGGAGGAGGGGGAAUGGGAGGCGGCGAGGGGGAAGAGCGGGCGGCGGAGGUGGAAGCGCAGGGCGUGGAAGCGCGCGGCCAUGGAGGAGCUGGCGCGCAUUGCGCAGGAGCAGGCGCAGCGCGCAGCCGCGCUGGCGGGGGGGCCGCCCGCGAUGGGGGUUGAUGGUGGCGGGGAGGAGGGGAAGGGUGGGGAAGAGGAGAGAAAGGAUGGCGAGGAAGGGGGGAAUGUUGGGGAUGAGGAGAAGCAGAGCGGCGGUGCGGGUGAUACUGAUGUGGGGGGAGAGGACAAGGAGGAGCAAGGGAAAGGUGGGGAAGUGAAUGAGGGAGAAGGGGAAGGGCAGGAAGAGGAGGGGAGUGGAGAAGAGGAAGGAGAGGAAGAGGAGGGAGAGGAAGAGGAGGGAGAGGAGGAAGAAGGAGAGGAGGGAGGAGAGGAGGGAGAGGAUGACGGAGAGGGGGAGGGGAGUUUGGACGGCAGCAGUGAAGCAGCGUCCACGUCAUCAUCAUCGUUAUCCACGUCAGCAGUGGCCCUGAUGACGUCAGACUACGCCAUGCAGAACGUGGCACUGCAGAUGGGCCUGCGCCUCCUCUCCGCCCAAUCAGGGAUGCGCAUCGCCCAGGUGCACAGGUGGGUGCAGCGCUGCUCUGCCUGCUCGGCUGUGACGCCCGACAUGACGCGUGUCUUCUGUCCUGACUGCGGCAACGGCACCACACUCAACAAGGUGACAGUGACGGUGGGAGUGGAUGGCGUGGUGCAUGCAGGCGUGCGCAAGAGACACAACAUCCGUGGCAGCAAGUUCUCCCUGCCCGUGCCGAAAGGAGGCAGGACAGGAGCGGCCAAGGACCCUGUUCUCAGGGAAGACCAACUCCUUCCCAAGAACGGGCGGCGGCGAUUCACCAAGAAGAAGGGAAAGCCCACUGACGUGCUGGCACCGGACUUUGUGACGUUCUUUGAUGAGGUGGGCGAGGGGAAGGCGGGGGGAGGCGGGGCGGUGAACAGCAGGGCGGUGGUGGCGACGAUUGCAGCGGGGGGGGAUACGAGGAGAAUGGCUGUUGCUCUGGGGUUGAAGGUUAAUCCGAACAGGGUGAAGCGGGGAGGCAAGAAGUGA
Closterium sp. Naga37s-1 is the source of this 2433-nucleotide messenger RNA. The record is from the annotation of a GenBank genome assembly. NCBI's taxonomy places the organism in Eukaryota, Viridiplantae, Streptophyta, Zygnematophyceae, Desmidiales, Closteriaceae.